AUGUCUGGUGUACUCUGGUCUCUGGUUGGCAAAAGGGUUCUCGCCGAGUCUGCGAGGAACCACUUUGGAACUGAGGUCAAACGCAGAGCGUACCGACUCGACUAUGCUCUGUUCAACCUGUGUGGAGUUCGCUUUGGCUGGGGUAGCGUGAUUGGUCUCGUUCCCUUCAUCGGAGAUGCCGGAGACGCCGCGCUUGCCUUGAUGGUGGUGAGAAACUGCGAGGAGAUCGAUGGUGGACUCCCAUCCCGUCUGCGCAUGAUGAUGUUGAUUAACGUGAUCGUCGACUUUUUCAUCGGCUUGGUUCCCUUCGUUGGCGACAUUGCAGAUGCUGUGUACAAGUGCAAUACCAGGAAUGCUGUCAUCCUAGAAAAACAUCUGCGCGAGAAGGGUGCCAAGACACUCAAGAAGCAGGCUCGACGACAGGACCUUCCAGGAAUUGAAAACAGACAAGAGGAACGAAUAGUUGACCACAGUCUUCCGGAGGAGUGGGACAAGCAGGAGCGUGGCGUAAUCGAGAAUUCGCCGCCUGAUUAUCGCGAGCAUGCGAUGUCAGGAACCCGACGCGCAGACAAUGCCACCAGCGAGCCAACCAGGCCUCCGCGUGCAAAGAAGUCCCGUGAUAAUCGUGGUUCCAGCCGGUGGUUUGGCGGGUCGCGCCAGCGGGAGGAGGACCUGGAGAGAGGCAGAUGA
This is a messenger RNA of Penicillium subrubescens, 690 nucleotides long. RefSeq names its product DUF4112 domain-containing protein. The coding region runs from base 1 to 690 and encodes 229 amino acids. Lineage: Eukaryota; Fungi; Ascomycota; Eurotiomycetes; Eurotiales; Aspergillaceae. The record is from RefSeq and is a predicted model, not a curated record. The transcript is spliced from 3 exons.